AAACCACAUUCAUCGGUGGGAAAUUCAAACGACUACGAUCACACAAUGAAGUGCAACGCAACGAUCGUAACCUUUGUGGUGCUGGCGGUGUUGUUUGGUGCGUGUGGCGUGUCGGCCGUUAAGGGUGCACGGAUGGAGGCUGACCAGGUUCGACGCAUUCAUCAAAAUGCUCGUGAGUGUGUGAAGGAGACGGGUAUUCUGCCCAAGAACGCAUUCCGCGUGCUCAGUGGAGACUUUACCAUUGACACUGUGAAGGCGAAGUGCUUCGUGAAAUGUUUCCUGGAUAAGGCUGGUUUUAUCGACGAUGAUGGUGUGAUCCAGCAGGAUGUAAUCCGCGAGAAGCUUACGGUGGGCAUCGAGGCGAGCAAAGUGAACGACCUGAUCAAGAAGUGUUCUGUGGAGGGAACGGAUGCGUGCGACACUGCCUAUCAGAUGUACAAGUGUUUCUUCAGCAAUCACAAGGUGCCGAAGGAACUGUUCCAGAUGCGUAAGGGCAUUGGGCGGCGAAAUUUGCAGCAAUGA
This is a messenger RNA of Anopheles maculipalpis, 522 nucleotides long. RefSeq names its product general odorant-binding protein 56d-like. Lineage: Eukaryota; Metazoa; Arthropoda; Insecta; Diptera; Culicidae. The transcript has 3 exons. Gene Ontology annotation, biological process: sensory perception of smell. The record is from RefSeq and is a predicted model, not a curated record. Gene Ontology annotation, molecular function: odorant binding. Bases 46 to 522 code for a protein of 158 amino acids.